Messenger RNA from Prosopis cineraria, 876 nucleotides. RefSeq names its product receptor-like protein EIX1. Bases 25 to 468 code for a protein of 147 amino acids. The transcript is spliced from 2 exons. The record is from RefSeq and is a predicted model, not a curated record. NCBI's taxonomy places the organism in Eukaryota, Viridiplantae, Streptophyta, Magnoliopsida, Fabales, Fabaceae.
UUUUUGCAUCAAAACCUAGCAUCCAUGGUCAUGGCUAGUUUCACUUCACAAAUUUCAUUAGCUUUGUUGAUGUUGUUAUUUGCAGUGACAUUCGAUAAAAGCAAUUGUUGCAAUGACAAGGAUCGAAUUUUACUGUUAAUCUUCAAACAAGGGGUCAUGGAUCCUUCCAAUCUCCUAUCUUCAUGGUCCACUAAACAAGAUUGCUGUCAAUGGCUAGGAGUUGAGUGUGAUCGCAACACAAGCAGAGUCAAAACCCUUGUUCUGCCACCGCCAGACGGAAAUCUAAAUGGUUCAGAAUUCUUGAGAGGGGACAAAUUCCAUUGGGGACACAACUUUAAAGCUUUGAAGCUUGGAGCUACGCUGGUAAUCCUGAACUUUGUGGAGCUCCUCUUCAAAAUAACUGCACAAUACAAGAAAAUCCAAACAAUACGAAGCAAGUUGAAGAAAACGAUGAUGACACUUUUUUGAAGUCGUUGUAUCUUGGAAUCGGACUUGGAUUUGCUGUAGGUUUCUGGAUAGUCUGUGGCUCUGUGCUCCUCAUUGGAAAAUGGAGGCAUGCUUAUUUUCGUUUCUUUACUGGCUUGGUUGAUCGAAUCUAUGUUACUAUGGCUAUAAAGCUUCGAAGACUUCGCUAAAUUGGGAAUAAGUUCCAGGUAAGGCCAGAUACACAGCACUUUUUUAUUUAAAUUCAAGGUUUUCUUUUUAUAAUAUUUCUUGUUUCUAAGAAGAAUUGUCAUUAUUGUGUCGAUUUCCUUCCAUUUGUUGCUUGAUAAAUCAAGUGCAAAACAAUUUAUAUAAUGCUAUGAUCAGUUAGAGUAUUCGGCCCAAAAAAGUAUGCGAAGAUGAGUAUAAUUUUAACGAAAUGAAACAAGGAUC